CUCCGGUCUUCAGUUCUUUAUUGAAUUAUACUUAUUUAUUUAAAAAAUAUUAAGUUUUGAUAAAGUCCUAACACUGCAAACAAAUCGGUGAAGUGUUUUAAUUUGUGACGUGAAAAUAUCCAUUUCAUUGGAAAGCAUAAAUCGUUUGUUUACAACUCGUGCUUCGUGAAUCAUUUAUUUACACUUAAGAACUACUUCUUUUCAAGUAAUUGAUCUUUUAGGUACAUUAAUUGUUUAUAAAGAAUCAAGUUGAAAAAUAAUUAAUAUAAAUUAUUGUAGUGAAAUAAAGACAGUGUGAGAGAAAAAAUGCCGAGCUUUAAUUAUAAUAACUAUCCGAAAAACUACGGCGCGACCGGUAUCGGGCUCGUGAAUCUAGCUGCGCUCGGUUACGCAGAUGGCGAACAACGUGAAAAAAAGCCAGUUGGAUUGUAUCCUGCAUUGCCGUAUCCAGCAGCAGCUAACUUAUCGUAUGUGCCAACAGCACCUUCUGGAACAUCUCCGUAUCCAACAUUACCAUAUCCGUCGUCAGCACCAUAUCCAACUUCAACUCCAUACCCAUCGUCAACACCGUAUCCAGGAUCUGCCCCUUACCCUACUAAUAUGACAAUGCCAACACCUUAUGGCAACGCACCUUUUCCAAGUGCCCCUUCAAUACCUUCUCUUCCAUAUCCUGGAAGUUCUUCUUUCCCAGGAAUGCCUAUGCCCUAUGACACUGUGUCGCAAAAUUCACAAAGUUCUGGCUAUGCCAGUCUGUAUCCUUCUAUUCCUUCCUUACCAGAUACUGACGGAUCAUUUGCUAGGCCAGAUUUUCGCAAUCCACCAUCAAAUGUUUAUCCAACUUUGAAAACUGACGAUGAUUCCGACAUAUCUGUACCAUCACAGGCAGAAGAACCAUCGGUUGGUAUCCCAGAGAUACCUUUUCAUACCGUCAAUGUACCGGAAAAUGAGAAUAUGUUUUGGCUUGGCGAAAAAGCUAGUGGCUUACGUGUUCAUUCUGAUGUUCAGGAUUUUGAAAGUCUUCGCGAACAGUGCCUCUCAUCGGGUUCUCUUUUUGAAGAUCCCAUGUUUCCGGCUAAUGACGAAUCACUCAUGUUCUCACGUCGUCCAGAUCGUUAUGUUGAAUGGAUGAGACCACAUGAAAUAUGCGAUGAUCCUCAAUUCUUUGUCGAGGGUUAUUCGCGUUUUGAUGUACAGCAAGGUGAAUUGGGCGACUGCUGGUUGCUUGCAGCAGCCGCAAAUCUUACUCAGGACCAAAACCUAUUCUUUCGUGUUGUGCCAAUUGGUCAGGAUUUUGACAACUAUGCUGGUAUAUUUCAUUUCUGUUUCUGGCAAUAUGGGAAGUGGAUUGAUGUUGUUAUUGAUGAUAGACUUCCAACUUAUCGUGGAGAACUACUUUACAUGCAUUCGUCGGAGAAAAACGAAUUCUGGAGUGCACUUCUGGAAAAGGCUUACGCUAAACUUCAUGGUUCCUAUGAGGCGCUUAAAGGUGGUACUACAUGCGAAGCUAUGGAAGAUUUCACUGGUGGAGUAACAGAAUGGUAUGAUCUCAAAGAAGCACCUCCAAAUCUAUUCAAUAUUCUUGGCAAAGCUGCCGAGCGUAACUCUAUGAUGGGUUGCAGUUUAGAGCCAGAUCCAAACGUAACUGAAGCUGAGACCCCACAAGGCCUGAUUCGUGGCCACGCGUAUUCCAUAACGAAAGUGGCUCUCGUUGAUAUUGUAACACCAAAUCGAACAGGAAAAAUUCCAAUGAUUCGUAUGCGUAAUCCAUGGGGUAACGAAGCUGAAUGGAAUGGUCCGUGGAGUGACAGUUCGCCCGAAUGGCGCUAUAUCCCAGAGGACCAAAAAAUCGAAAUUGGUUUGACAUUCGAUAAGGAUGGCGAGUUCUGGAUGUCAUUCCAAGAUUUCUUGAAUAAUUUUGAUCGUGUCGAGAUUUGCAAUUUAUCACCAGAUUCACUUACUGACGAGCAACAGAAUAACGGCAAACGCAAAUGGGAAACUUCCAUGUUUGAGGGUGAAUGGACAGCUGGUGUGACAGCAGGAGGCUGUCGUAAUUUCCUUGAGACAUUUUGGCAUAAUCCACAAUAUGUUAUCAACUUGGUUGAUCCCGAUGAGGACGAUGACGAUGGAAAAUGUACUGUUAUUGUUGCAUUGAUGCAGAAAAAUCGUCGAUCGAAACGAAACCAAGGCAUGGAAUGCUUAACUAUUGGUUUUGCUAUUUACCAUUUAACUCCGCGGGACUUGGGUACAAAACCCCAACCAUUGAGUUUCUUCAAAUAUCGGGCAUCUGUUGCACGUUCACCACAUUUUAUUAACACUCGUGAGGUUUGUGCCCGCUUUAAGCUACCUCCUGGUCAUUAUCUUAUCGUACCCUCAACUUUUGAUCCCAAUGAAGAGGGAGAGUUUAUUAUUCGUGUGUUCUCUGAGACGCAGAAUAAUAUGGAAGAGAACGACGACCAUGUUGGAUAUGGAGAUGUGGAUGACAGGGUUGGCAAUUAUGAUGGAAGAAAUAAUGGUGAUGGCUAUCCCGAAGUUGCCCCAAGCAUUCCUUUACAGCCUCUCGAUCCACAAAGAGAAAGCCUGCGGCGUUUAUUCCAAAGCAUUGCUGGAUCUGAUCAAGAGGUUGAUUGGAUGGAAUUAAAACGAAUCUUGGAUCAUUCGAUGAAAGACGACUUGCCAAAACAUCCGUCAAAUGGUUUUAUGCAAACAUCUAAUAAUCAGUUUGCAAGUGGAGGUCCUGGAUCUGGAAAUAAUGAUGAAGAUGGGGGCGGCGGCGUCGGUGGAGGAGGGGGCAUGGAUUUGUUUGCCUUGCUCUGUGGUCCUUUCUGCAAAGGAACUCCUCUUGAAGGAGUACUUGGUUUGGACCAACAACAGCAGUCUUACACUAGUGUGAAUCCAUUAAAUGCAGAUCCUGUAAUGUUUGAAGACAAUACCGGCUUCUCCAAAGAUGUAUGUCGUUCAAUGGUAGCUAUGCUUGAUGCCGAUCAAUCGGGAAAGUUAGGCUUCGAAGAAUUUGAAUCACUCCUGAACGACAUUGCGAAAUGGAAAGCUGUGUUUAAACUCUACGAUACUGAAAAUACAGGACGAAUUGAGGGUUUUCAAUUAAGAGAUUCCCUUAAAGCAGCAGGUUACCAAAUUAAUAAUCGAAUACUCAAUGCAUUGGCACAUCGUUAUGGAUCGAGGGAUGGUAAAAUUGCAUUCGAUGAUUUUCUUAUGUGUGCAGUAAAAAUUAAAACAUACAUAGAUAUCUUCAAGGAAAAGGACACAGAAAAAAGUAACACAGCCACAUUCAGCAUGGACGAAUGGAUAGAAAAGACAUUAUAUUCGUAGAAUCUAUCAAGCAACAUAAAACAUCAUACACAACAAACGAUUAUCUCUUCCACGUUAUAAGUUCAAACCAAACAACUUCCUAAAUAUUUUAACUAAAGUGCUUUAAAUCUGCAGUUCAGUGAAUCUCUGUCGAACAAAUACAAUAAGUUUAUUAGAUCUUACCUAGCUAAAAAUGCAUUUCAUGUGCAAUUUGUGGUGCAAAUUGUUUCUUGAGUGGAUAAAACCUUCCCACAUUUUUCUAUCUCAUCUUUCUUGAAAAGCUUCAAAUUAAUUUUUUUAUUGGAAAAACUGUGAUGAGACCCCAAAAUGCUGAAUAGAUAAAAAUUAACAAUCGAAAUUGAGGAACAUGGACUACCGAUUGUAAAAUAGGAAUAACGAAUAAAUGUGUUCUCAUAUUAUUUAUCAGCAUUGCAAGUCUACAUCCAAUAUCAUCCAGUAGAAAAAAGAACAUUUUAACACAAACGCGACACUUAGUGGUUGCGUUUAUCCAACAGCGCAGCAUUCAACAAAAACUCAGUAUAUUUACAUGAUUAUACCAAAACAAAAAUAGAAUUUACUUAAUAUUCUCUUAAGUAAUUUUUGCAUUUGAUUUUCUCUUCUUAAGUUUAAUUGAGUCUAUUUUUGAUACAGUUUUGUUUUAUUUGUUGUUAAACUAACCUUAUUACUAACUAUUAAACAGUCGGUUCUCUCUUUUUAUUUGUAUUCUAAAGUUGAAUUUCAAUUGUUUAUUUACUAAAACUUAUUAUUAUUAAUAUUUAUACAAAUAAAUAAUUGCCAAAAAACUUUAA
Messenger RNA from Eupeodes corollae, 4115 nucleotides. It is a transcript of the gene CalpA, whose product is annotated as calpain-A. Gene Ontology annotation, molecular function: calcium-dependent cysteine-type endopeptidase activity; calcium ion binding. The coding region runs from base 307 to 3327 and encodes 1006 amino acids. Gene Ontology annotation, cellular component: cytoplasm. The record is from RefSeq and is a predicted model, not a curated record. Gene Ontology annotation, biological process: proteolysis. NCBI's taxonomy places the organism in Eukaryota, Metazoa, Arthropoda, Insecta, Diptera, Syrphidae. The transcript is spliced from 13 exons.